GACGAUCCCUGGUGUGGACCGGAGACUCCAGGCUCAGCGGACUCACUGGAGCACGGACUCUGCAGUCACCGGUUAGGCCGGUGCCCUUCCUUGGUAACUCCUUCCUGGCGUGACGCGCGGAGCCACCGAGGUGGCGGGGCCGGGCUGCCUUAAAGAUCUGUCAAUUCCUCUGCGUUCCGGGUUCCCCCUGGGCCCUGGAGGAACCUGGAGCCAUUGGGCCAGGCCCAGGGCUCUCGGGGGCCGGAGAGCUGUGACCUCCGGCGGGAGCUCGAGGCGGGGUGCUCAGACGUAGAGAGUGUGGCCCUGGGAGCGACCGCCUGGUCCAGGGGACUCUGUGGGCUGUAGCCUACCUGUUGGACUGGAUUCUGCUGGCCCCGAGGCCAGCAGGGUCAGCGAAAACGCUUCACUGGCCCCCGCCUUUGCGCCCGCCUGCGGAAAGCGACUGGCGCGCUGGAACCAGGCAGUGCUUGCCCUGCGUGGUCGAGAGAACGUUUGAUCACCGAGUGCCAGGUAUCGAUUGUUGACCGGCGCCCAGCAAAUCCUUGCGUACGCCGGACUCCCGAGAUCCUUGCAAGCCCUGGAAAGGAAGAGAAAUGGAAGUGAAAAAGUUGAGCAUUUCCUGGCAGUUCUUGAUAGUUCUGGUUCUGAUCCUGCAAAAUCUGUCUGCGUUGGAUUUUGACCCAUACAGAAUCCUAGGGGUGAGCCGAACAGCCAGUCAGGCCGAUAUUAAAAAGGCUUAUAAGAAGCUCGCCCGGGAAUGGCACCCUGACAAAAACAAGGAUCCUGGAGCAGAAGACAAGUUCAUUCAAAUUAGCAAAGCUUAUGAGAUUCUUUCCAAUGAAGAGAAGAGAUCAAAUUAUGAUCACUAUGGUGAUGCCGGAGAUAACCAGGGCUACCAGAAACAACAACAGCAGCGAGAGUAUCGCUUUCGUCAUUUCCAUGAAAAUUUUUAUUUUGAUGAGUCAUUUUUUAAUUUCCCUUUUAACUCUGAGCGGCGGGAUUCAAGUGACGAAAAGUAUUUGUUGCACUUUUACCAUUACGUGAACGAAGUGGUUCCAGAUAGCUUCAAGAAGCCCUACCUCAUUAAGAUCACCUCUGAUUGGUGCUUUAGCUGUAUCCACAUCGAGCCCGUUUGGAAAGAAGUGGUUCAGGAACUGGAAGGAUUGGGUGUGGGAAUUGGUGUGGUGCAUGCUGGGUAUGAGAGACGCCUGGCCCAUCACCUGGGGGCACACAGCACUCCCACCAUCCUAGGAAUCAUCAAUGGGAAAGUCUCCUUCUUCCAUAAUGCAGUGUUCCGUGAGAACCUACUUGACUUUGUGGAGAGUCUUCUCCCAGGGAACCUGGUGGAGAAAGUUACAAAUAAAAAUUAUGUCCGAUUCCUUUCUGGCUGGCAGCAAGAGAAUAAACCACAUGUCCUUCUCUUUGAUCAAAUGCCCGCUGUCCCUCUGCUAUAUAAGUUGAUUGCUUUUGCAUACAAAGAUUAUUUGUCCUUUGGCUAUGUGCACGUCGGUUUGAGAGGGGUGGAGGAAAUGACAAGACAAUACAACAUCAAUGUUCACGCCCCCACCAUCUUGAUCUUUAAAGAACACAUAAACCAGCCCGCAGAUGCCAUGCAGGCCCGAGAUAUGAAGAAACAGCUCAUCGAGGACUUCAUCAGCCAAAAUAAGUAUCUGCUGGCAGCCAGGCUUACCAGCCAGAAGUUAUUCCACGAACUCUGCCCUGUGAAACGGUCUCACCGACAGAGGAAGUACUGCGUGGUCUUGGUCACGCCCGAGUCCGCCAAGUCGAGUAAGCCCUUUGAGGCCUUCCUAUCUUUCGCUCUGGCCAACACUCAAGACACAGUGAGGUUCGUGCACGUCUACAGCAACCGCCAGCAGGAGUUCGCCAGCUCCUUGCUCCCGGACGAUGCUGCAUGGCAAGGGAAGUCCGCGGUGUCUAUCUUAGAAAGGCGCAACACAGCAGGAAAGGUGGCCUACAGGACCCUGGAGGACCCCUGGACAGGGAGUGAGAGCGACAAAUUCAUCCUCUUGGGUCACCUCAACCAGCUGCGGAAAGACGCAACUCUGCUGUCCUCCGAGGCCGUGCUCCCCGACCUGACGGAUGAACUCGCUCCUAUUUUUCUCCUUCGGUGGCUCUACUCUGCUUCUGACUACAUCUCAGACUGCUGGGACAGCAUUUUCCACAACAACUGGCGGGAGCUGAUGCCACUGCUGUCUCUGAUCUUCUCUGCCCUCUUCAUCCUCUUUGGCACUGUCAUCGUGCAGGCUUUCAGUGAUUCCAAUGAUGAGAGAGAGUCAAACCCUCCAAAUAAAGAAGAAACACGUGAGAAGGCCGGGAAGACGGAGCCCAAUUUCAGAGAAAACAACAGCAAGGCUCCUAAGAAAGGCUUCGUGGAGGUGACUGAGCUCACAGAUGUGACGUACACCAGCAACCUGGUCCGCCUGCGGCCAGGCCACAUGAACGUCGUCCUCAUCCUGUCCAACGCCACCAAGACCAGCCUGCUCCAGAAAUUUGCUUUGGAGGUCUACUCGUUCACUGGGAGCAACUGCUUGCACUUCUCCUUCCUGAGUCUGGAUAAACACAGAGAGUGGCUGGAAUACUUACUGGAAUUCGCUCAAGACGCAGCCCCAAUCCCAAACCAGUAUGAUAAGCAUUUUAUGGAACGCGACUACACUGGCUAUGUGCUGGCCCUGAACGGCCACAAGAAGUACUUCUGUCUCUUCAAACCCCAAAAAACAGUGGAAGAGGAGGAGGCCCUGGGGUCCUGCAGUGACCCGGACCCUUCGCUGCACCUGGGUGAAUCUCGGGGGAAAUCUGCUUUUGGCUCCGGAUCCAAGCCCAUCAAAGAGAAACUGAACAAGUUGUCCUUAUGGAUGGAACGCCUGUUGGAAGGCUCCUUACAGAGGUUUUAUAUCCCCUCGUGGCCUGAACUAGACUGAGAGAAUCCAAACAGACUCAAACUCUUUAGACUUUUUACCUGAGAAACGGUAUUUUUCAGGACUCAGUUACAACGGACAAAGUAUAGAUUUUUAGAUGAUUCUUCUAGAGCAACUCGAAGAAUCUGUCCUCUGUCCUGUUCCAGGAGUGAAAAACGCCACCCACAAAUUCAGUUCCUGAGAUUCAACUAUUUUCGUCUGGUUUCUUUUUGCCCCCUCACUUGAAUGCCACCCUAUUUAAAAAAUCAACUCUUCAUUUCCCCUCUUCCUUUGCUGUCCCUGCCACGUGCUCACCCAACCCUCCCCUGCUCUGUCUGCGCUGUGGGAGAAGCUGGGGGCUGUGUGGGGGUCCCCCCUCCCCCGUGCCCACCUCACCCCUGCUCUGCUCCGACCACUCCCGGCAGCUUGAGGGCCUUGCAUCUUGAAAGAGGCCUAGUUCAAGCCCUCGUUACACUGAACGGUUUUUCUGGGAGUAAGUGGCCAAGAAUAUAUUUGGGGGGUAUCCCCCUACCACAGUUUUGUCAGCCAGUUUUAGAAGGAUUGGGAUGAGCAGGAGCUCUGCACGGGGGGUUGGUUUUUUUCCCAGAAAAGAGGUGAGAGCCAGGCAGUACCUGCGUGAGCCCCUGUGAACUGCCCCUCCAGGCCUCCCUGGCACCCUAUGUUGCUGGGGGAGGGUGCCAUGGGCCAGAAGUACUGUAAUGACUUUGAGCCAUGUAUGCGUGCGUUUUCCGAUGCCUUUCUGCCUCUGUCACUUUUAGGGUGUGGAUAUUAGGAGCCAUAACUUGGUGACCUUGUUUUCUGAACAUUUAGGUAAGCUGCUAUAAGCCCUUAGAUGUUAAACUGAAAACAUGUUCUCGCCACUGCCGUGAAGAACCUCUUCACUCCCGUGGUGUCGCUUUAGUCAAAUACCAGACAUGUCUUUGUAUCAAGGAAUUUAAAAUUUCUCAACACAUGUAUUUUGAACCCCCAAGUUCUGUAUCUUCGAGUCCUGUUUUGUGAUAAGUGAACCAAGACCUGUUCCCGACUCUUAUUUUGCACACGGUUGACUUUGAGCUUCUGGCUUCUAUUUCGGUGUCCCACAUUGUUUUCUCUCUUACCUUCCCACUGCUUCUGGUACCAGUUACAGGGUCUGAUCUGUCCGCACCCAGCCUGCUGAGCUCCAGUCUCCAAUGGAUCCAGCCUGCCUCCACCGACCAGCUAGAGGGGCCUACCAUGUCUCUGUGAGGCAGGACCACCAGCGGAGUUUGGACAUCUUCAAAGAGCCAUCUGUUUAAAUAUCAGAGCAAAUUGUCCUUUUGUAAUGUAAAGAGUUAAAAUCAGCAGCAGUAGGAUACUUACUAAGUUCUUUCAUCAUAAUUGCUCUAAGCGAAACCAUUUCGAUCCUAUAUAAUUAAAAUGUGCUACAGUAGGGAUUUAUCGAACUUCUUGAUGUGCAAGUCCUCAAAAUUAUCUUUUGGUUCAGUGCGAGACUUUAUUUUUAAUUUCUGGUACAAAAUGGAAUUCCUCAGCCAAAUUUCCAAAAAUCAAAAACUCCCUUGAUUUGCUCAUCUGUGAACAUUUUAUACUAAAAUCGAAGGUGUCUUCCCACAGUGGAACCUUCCAUUUUUACUAAGCAAGGGAAGUCAUUACAGGAUUGAUGAUAAUGCUGGCAAAUAUUUCAGGAAGUGAAAUAUUCUGUAGGAGGGGUUGGGGAAGUGGCCCCAUGCUACAGUGUGUGUUUCACAUAUCUGAGGCUCCAAGAUCAAUCUCUGGGAAAAGAAAAUAAAACCUACAGAUCUGCUUGAGGGCAGGCAGGUAUGCAUCCAAGAAGGUAUUAGGGGCUUUCAUUUUAAUUAGAACUUAACUCUUGAUCACUGGAGCUUUUGCUCUUAAAUAUUGCUUCCAUGAAUCUGUUUACUUGCGUGUCAAAUGUACGAGCCAUUGUCAGUUCUGCCAAUGCCACCUUCCUUCUGACAGAUGUACUCACACACACACACCCAGUCUUUGGUUUUAAGUUAGUAUCCUAGUCUUUGAAUGUCUUGAAACAGGUACCAUUGAUAUUUCAGAGGUAGGUUUUUCUGGUUGAUACAGAUUAGACUAUGCUCCAUGUUUAGCAGAGGAGAACAAACACUGGCCUGAACCAAGUCUUGGUAGAAAACAUGCCCAUCUGAAAAACAUUAUCUAAUUCCCCAUGUGGUGGCACAGCCUGUGGGACACGCGUCAGCACCUCCAACUACGAAGCACUCCUGUGACUACGACUGCCCUAAUUUAAAGGCCCGGGGUCUCACUGCUAUCUCGGCAACCACAUGCACGGCGGGCUGUGGUUUUUAACGAAUACACUGAUUUCCUCUUUCAGUACAUAAAUGUUUUCCUGAUACAAAAGGAAUUAGGAUCUCCGUGUGCUUUAAAUGAUCUGCUCUGGGGAAAUGGAUCGGAAGCAAACAGGAACAUUUUAUUUUGCAGUGCCAGAGACCACGCCCAGGUCUCCUGCAUGCGGAGAAUGUGCUUUACCACGGAGCCACGUGCCCAGCCUCAAACUGGGUUUUGUUUGUUUUGUUUUCCAAUUAAAAUUUUUAAAAGCUGAUGCAAAACAUCUUUACUCACAUGAAAUAGUGCUCACAUCUAAACUCCCUUGAAAACAAAUGCAGUAUGGCAGCUGCUAAAACUGUCAAGUUUGUCAAAGGUGAUAACUGUACUCUAGAGACAGAUCUGAAAAGAAGGUGAAUAUUUUGCACUUUUGAUACUCUUAGGAACAAAUAACUUAUUUGGCAACUGGUGUCUUUUUUUAUGUUGUUUUUGUUUUGUAUUGUGAACAGUUACUGAAGCUGAUGUUAUUUUAAGAAUAUUACAGACUGGAAACAAAUAAACUAUUUUAAUGUGUGA
Sorex fumeus (smoky shrew) is the source of this 5798-nucleotide messenger RNA. RefSeq names its product DnaJ heat shock protein family (Hsp40) member C16 (gene DNAJC16). The transcript is spliced from 15 exons. Lineage: Eukaryota; Metazoa; Chordata; Mammalia; Eulipotyphla; Soricidae. The record is from RefSeq and is a predicted model, not a curated record. Bases 594 to 2939 code for a protein of 781 amino acids.